Rotaria sp. Silwood2 is the source of this 1506-nucleotide messenger RNA. The record is from the annotation of a GenBank genome assembly. NCBI's taxonomy places the organism in Eukaryota, Metazoa, Rotifera, Eurotatoria, Philodinida, Philodinidae.
AUGUCCCGAACUCCGAAUAAUAAUAAUGGGAAUCAAAUGAUACGAGAUUGCAUUGAAAAAGCUGAAGCAUAUAAUAGUUCAAUGUUUCCAAAUAAUUCGUCAAUAUCAAUGAAUAUCAAAUCAAAAGACAAUUUUAUCGAUGUUACAGAACAAAUACUAUUUUGUCAAAAUGGAAUUGAUAAUUUAAAUAUUUCAUCAAAGAAUAAUAAGCCGACAUUUAAUCAAACAUCUAUUGAAGAUACUAAUCCAGUAAAUGAAGUACUAACGGUCGAUAUCAUUUCAAAUGGAUAUAAAUAUGAAACUUCGUCAUUUGAACUUAAUGUUGUACAAAAAUGUUGUGUUGUUUCAAUUAUUUCUCCAUAUGCAUUUACAAUUCAAUUAACAAGUAAUUUAAUUGAAUGUGACAAUUUUUUUAAAAACAUGAAUGAUUAUUAUAAUUCCAUUGAUGAUCUUCAAAUACCUCAAAAAUAUUUACGUAAAAAUCUUCUUUGUGUUACAUAUGAUGAAACGGUAUUUGCAUGGAAUCGUUCUCAAAUAAUGGAAUAUGAUUUAAAAGAAGAUACUGUUAAUGUUUUUUUUGUUGAUUUGAAUUCUUGGGAAGAAAAUGUUCCACGUUCACGUAUACGUUUUAUAUUAACAAAAUAUUCUUCUCGACCUGUUUAUUUACUAACAUGUCGUUUAGCAUCAAUUGCUCCAUUAAAUAAUGAUACCGAAUGGAAUGAUGUUGUAUCAAGAACUUUUCAAAAUGUUAUUCAUAAUUGUCAAUGUGAUGUUGAACCAUUAUAUAAAAGAUGUGAUAAUACAUUCUAUGUAAAUUUAUUUGCACUACAUGAUGAAGCUUACGUUUGUAUAAACGAUUUUUUAAUACAUUGUAAAAUGGCUAGACCUACUGACGAUACUACUAAUAAUGACGAUGCUAUUUAUAUGCUAGAUGAUGAUGGACAACCAAUGCAUUCAAUGAUUGUGCUUUAUUGGAAAGCUGGAGAAACAAUGCAUCAAACAGAUACUUCUGUUAAAAUUCAAAACGAUGAUCAUCCUUCAGCAGAAUCUACUGAGGCGUUUCAAACAAAACCUCUAUCUCUAAUAAAAGUAGUUCUAAUUAAUGAGAAAGACAAAUUAAUUUUUGCAAGAUAUAAUUCUUAUAUGAUGCUACCCUGGUUUGUUAUAUCAAAUAUUCUAAAUGAAUUGGAUGAAGAUAAAAUAAAAAUUCUUGCGAAUAAAUUUGGUUUUAAACCAAUUAUUAUUGAUCCUCUUUCACAUGCAUUACUUUGUUCACAAUUAUUAAAAUUGUCAUCUUCAAUGCUAAUAUCAACUCAAAUCAGUUUAUAUUCAAUUGAUUGUGUUAGAAAAAUUUUAAAAACAUAUCAUUAUAGACAAUCGGAAAUUUUUGAUUUAUUAGAUAGAGCACGUUUAGCUGAAGCAAAUAAUGAUAUUACGUUUUGGGAUCAAUCUUAUGAGAUUUUAUCGAUCAAGACACCAAAUGAAUCUGUUCCAUUGAAAACAUAG